CAAGCACUAGCAGGAGUUCUUCAGGGGACCUAGAUCGAUUUCUCUCUCUCUCUCUCUCUCUCUCUAACCGGCGGAGACGAUGGAAGCAGCGGCAACGCUCUGCAGAAUACAAACCCCCAGAAUCACUCAGGAUUACUUCGCCAGGAGGAAUCCACUUCACAGGAAAUGCUCACUUCCGUUGGCUGCUCCGAUUGCUGCGCAAGGGCUACCGCUUCUCACCCGCCGUUGGCCUCAAACGUCGUGCUCCAACAUUAAUCGUGUAGAUUUCAGCACCAAAAUCGGCAAUAAAGCUGAGAAAAAUCUGCUCAAGUGCGAGGCGGCAGAGCUAACAAUCGCCCCCACGGAAGACGCCGCCGGAAUGGAAAGCAGCCAGGUCGGGAAGGAAUCUGUGAAGGUUCGAGAAGAGGAGGAACUUUCUCGAGCAACUUUGAUCUGGCGAGCAGCCAAACUGCCUAUGUAUACCGUCGCUUUGAUUCCCGUAACUGUGGCGAGCGCCGCCGCGUAUUACCAAACCGGCGUGUUUUCCUUAGGCCGAUACUUGACAAUCCUGGCAUGCUACGUGAUCAUAAACGUUUGGGUUAAUCUAAGCAAUGAUGUCUACGAUUUCGACACCGGAGCCGAUAAGGAUAAGAAAGAGUCAGUUGUCAAUCUAUUCGGCAGCCGCAACGGCAUCAAUUUCAUAGCCUGGUCGCUGCUAGCUCUCGGUUUCUCGGGGCUUACCAUGAUAGCUGCACAAACCGGAAGCCUUCGACCCAUGGUAUUUAUCGCAGCCGCAGUAUUCGGCUUCUAUCUUUAUCAGUGUCCACCUUUUAGACUAAGCUACUAUGGAGUGGGAGAGCCUUUACUCUUUCUAGCAUACGGCCCGUUUUCGACUCUCGGCUUCUACUUGCUCAACAGCAUCAAAAACGAGUUGCCAAUCUCCGGCACUGUCCUCUGGUCAUCGAUUCUGAUUGGUCUCACCACAUCCUUGAUCCUCUUCUGCAGCCAUUUCCAUCAGAUAAAAGGCGAUAGAGCUGCCGGGAAAAUAUCUCCCCUGGUGAGGCUGGGUACUGAAAGGGGCUCCCAUGUCGUGAAAUGGUCCAUUCUUGGGCUCUACACGUUCGUGCUCAUCCUCGGAAUGACCAACACUCUCCCAUUCGCCAGCGUCCUUUUGUGCGCAUUGACACUACCCAUGGGAGGUUUGGUCGUUAACUUUGUUCAAAAGAACCACAGGGACAACUCGAAGAUCUUUAUGGGAAAAUACUUGUGCGUGAGGCUGCACACCAUUUUCGGGGCAGCUUUGGCUGCCGGCCUCGUGGCGGCUCGAUCGAUGGCGAAACAAGUCCCCCUGCAGGCUGUUGUUGGCCUCUAAGGGAGGGGAGGGGAGGGGAGGGGAGGGAUCUCUGUUUUGGUUCUCUUAUUCUCUCAUCCAUCAGAAUUCAUUCAGAUGUACAUUUUUUUGUUUACUAAUUAAUAAUACUAAUAACUUUGGGUUUGGGGGCUGAAGAUUAAGAUCAGAGAUGAAUGAUUGACGAUGGAGGGAGUUAUGGGAAGAGAUCAAGAAAUGAGAACAGAUUUGAAUAUGGUUUGGUUGUCCUGACUGACUGACAGAGAGACAUAUUAUAACUAAGGACAAUUCAAUGCUAUAUCU
This is a messenger RNA of Andrographis paniculata, 1630 nucleotides long. RefSeq names its product 2-carboxy-1,4-naphthoquinone phytyltransferase, chloroplastic-like. Gene Ontology annotation, biological process: phylloquinone biosynthetic process. The transcript is spliced from 10 exons. Lineage: Eukaryota; Viridiplantae; Streptophyta; Magnoliopsida; Lamiales; Acanthaceae. The record is from RefSeq and is a predicted model, not a curated record. The coding region runs from base 80 to 1351 and encodes 423 amino acids. Gene Ontology annotation, molecular function: prenyltransferase activity. Gene Ontology annotation, cellular component: membrane.